CCGCCGCUGGACGAUAGAACGGCUGCAGCCGUCAAGCAAGUUAAUGCAGCCCGCGAGGGCCUUUUCCAGGCAGCCUUGCUUGCUGCGUGCACGAACAUCGGUCUGGCUGUGCACAGUGGAGACGCCAUGGCAGUGGCGGUCAAUGCUUCCAGAGCCGCUGAGAUCAUGGGUGCCAUUGUGGCCUCAGCAGUGCCCGUGGACUCUCGCAGCAAGGUCCUCGGCAUCACCAACGAGGUAGUGCAGCACCUAAACGCUAGCCCCACUUCAUUGCUGAUGUACGACGGCGACGACGAACGCGGUGAAGCUGUUGCAGAGAUGGCCCGGGCGGUAAAAAAUGCGGAUGCGAAGCUG
Messenger RNA from Phytophthora sojae, 351 nucleotides. RefSeq lists its product as hypothetical. NCBI's taxonomy places the organism in Eukaryota, Oomycota, Peronosporomycetes, Peronosporales, Peronosporaceae. The record is from RefSeq and is a predicted model, not a curated record. The annotation marks the transcript as partial. The transcript has a single exon.